Molecule: messenger RNA, 3850 nt
Organism: Schistosoma bovis
Lineage: Eukaryota; Metazoa; Platyhelminthes; Trematoda; Strigeidida; Schistosomatidae
Source: the annotation of a GenBank genome assembly
AUGUCGGAACUAAGUAGAGCAGAGAAAAUAGCGGCUGCUAAGAAAAAGCUAAGAGAAUUCCAAGCUUCCAAGGCUAACAAACAGUCAAAUGAAUCAUAUGUCAACCAAAACCAUGGUUCCAGCGUUCCGGGGACUGGGGGCUAUCGAACCAACAUUUUAUCGCAACAAGAAGAUAAUCACUGCAUAUUACCCGUUGAUAAUUGUCAGUCCAUUCAACUUGAGCAGAAGCAAAAAUAUCAACACGGAUUUAAUUUAUCAAAUGUAAAUAUCAAUGAAAAUUAUGCGAAUGCUUCAAUAUAUCAACCACAAUCUCCAUCGAGUGUGACAGUACCACAGAAUAAUGAUAAUGCAGUUAUAUCACUUGCUGACUAUUUUAAUAAUUCUACUCAUUAUUACCAUCCCCCACCGCUUCAAUCUCUUCCUAAUAAUAAUACUAAUGAUAACCAUUCCGUUUCUUAUAGUGAAAAUGGUCAAUGUGUUUUACAUGACUUGACAGUUCAUUCGAAUCUCACUGAUAAACAUCAGUUUGUUGUUUCGUUUCCUACUUCAUUGUCAUCUGCAUUUGAAAUACCUAAUAGGAAUGCAAAUCAAACUGUACCAAUGACUGACAAUACAGAGUACCUCAGUUAUUCUAUGUAUAAUAAUAAUAAUAAUAAUAAUAACGAUAAUAAUAGUAAUAUACCUGUUAAUAUCGAAUUUAGCAAGCAGCAGAGCGAAUCGAAUUCUAACGAUUCCACUGUUUUUCCAACAUCAUAUUAUCAUCUUUCUUCUGAGUCUGCUGCCAUUCAUAAUGUAAAUAAUUCUAAUCAAGAAAAUAAUACACUUGUACAGUUAUCUUAUCCACAAUAUGAUGGUGAUGAAGAAGAGAAAGAAGUGGUGAACGAUAUACCUACAGCUGCUACUGAGAAACUUUUACAGUUAACCCGUCAGUUAGACGGCAUAUUAGAGACAUCAGAACGUUUAACUAGUUCAAUGCAUACAUCAGGCACUACUAGUCCAAUAAUGAAUGAAUUUACUUCAAACCAUGGAUUACUAGAAUCAUUUCAUUAUCCUGAAUCAUGUCGACAAUACUCUAAUCAAACUGGUGAAUCACAUGAUCAAUUGACAAAAGAUUAUUCACAUUGUUCACCGAAUUCUUUAUUAUCUGGAGAAUCAUCUCAAAUGUCUAUAAGUCAAAAUCAUUUAGUGCGAGGACUUGAAGAAAGAAAUGUUGAAUUAGCUUCAAUGUUAGAAAAACGCAAUCGAGCAUAUGAACGUCUAACAGUUAAAAUGGACUUAAUGAAAGAUCAGUAUGAACGUCGAUUAACUGAUUUAAGCAAUGAACGUACAAAUUUACAAAAUAUUUCUCAACGAGAUUUAGAGAAAACCAAAGAACAAAUUAAAGCACACGCUAAAACUAUUGGAAUCUUAGUUGCUGAAAAAACAGAACUUCAAUCACAAGUGACACAUUUGGAUAAUUUAGCUGUACAAAGAUUACGAGAAAUUGAAGAAGUCAGCUCUAGGUUAAAAGCAUCACGUCAACAGAUUUUAGAUUUGGAACGUAAUUUAUCAGAGAGUAAAGCAAGUGUGAACAACUUGCAAACUGGUAACAAUGAUCUACAGAAUCAGAUUAAAUGCCUUCAAGGGGAAAUAAAGCGUGAAAAAAUAGCACGCCGAGAUGUCGAAGAUGAAUUAUCUGAAACGAGGUCUCGAUUAACAGCUAAAUCGUGUGAACUAGCUCAAACUGGAAUAAGUUUAAAUGAAUUAAAACAGCAACUUGAAUUAUCACAGAUUUAUGCUAAUCAAUUAAGGAGUACUACAGAUAGCUUAAUGUGUUCGGAAGAUAAGAAAUAUUGCAAAGAAAAAGAAGAGUGGUUAUCAGAACGUGCUGAUCUACUGAAUCGAUUGAAGUUGCUUGAAUUGUCAUUAUCUUCGAUUGAUACAGAAAAGAAACGGUUAGAUUCUCAGUAUCAUAAUUACGUUGCACAGGUUGAACAACAGGCAGAUGAGUUACGCUCUCAAUUAUCUGAAACAAAUAAAUUAAAACAAGAAAUGGAAUUGUCAUUGGAAUCAGUUAGUCGACAAUUACGUGAAAAAGAUAAUGAAAUCAAUGAUUUAAAACAAGAUGUCAACUCUUCACCUGUUAUCCAACAAUCGUUGGAGCAAAUAGCAGUAUUGGAAACUCAGUUAAAAAGUCGUACAGAAGAGUUAGAAAAUGCAAAUGUUGAAAUAAAUCGGUUAACUGUUCGAUUAUCUAAAUUUGAGGAAACUGUUGAACAACUACAAAAUUCAUUAUCUGAUCGUGAUAUAGUUUUGGCCACAGCUACAUCAGAACGAAGUGCUUUAAGUCGAGCUGUAGAGCAAAAUAAGAAUUUAAAACAACAAUUGUCUGAUUUGCAAACUACAUACACACAAAUGUGUGAUAUUUAUCAAUCAGAAAUUAAGUCUGCUAAUGAAAUGAAUUAUGCAUUAUCUAAACAAAUGGAACAUUUAAAUAUUUUACAAAUGGAAAAUCAAAAUCAAUCAGAAAAUAUUAUUAGUUGUACUAUAUUGUCAAUUGAUAAUGCAACACAAACUGACGAUAGUCAUAUUGUACAUGAUCCACCACAUUCGACAGUGCAUGAUUGUACUGUAACUCAAUCAUCAUCGCCACCACCAACACCACAAGAACAACAAAUAGACAACAUAAUGAAAUAUGAGAAUGUUAAUCUAAGUCAACUAACAGAUGAGAUUGUAUUGUUAAGAGAUUUGUUCGCGCGUGUUUCUGUAAUCUGUCAGUGGUUGGAACAUGAAAAUGGCAAAAUCAAUGAACCUAACAAAUUCAACGAUCCAGUAUAUUGUGUUAGCCUAUUGGAGGAAUCUAUUCAAAAAUUAACGAGUAAAUCUUCUUCAAAUGUAAUUGACAAUUCUGUACAAUGUUCAUUGUCUAUAGAACAAAACGAAUUAACAUCAAAUGUUGAAGAGUUACAAAAUCUCCAGGUUGCUCAUACACAAUUGGAAGCUAAAUUUUUAAAAUGUAUGGAAGAACUUAGUUCUGUUACUGAGGAACGCUGUACAUUAGAAAGUAUAAAUGCUCAACUAGAAAUGGAAGCUGCAACAGUUGAAGAAUAUGUAACACUGUUUACGCAUCGUCGUGCUGCAGCCGCAAAACGUGCAAAAGCUCGUGAACUAUUACUUCAACGUUUAGUAGACGACAGAAAACGUUUACGUGAUCGUUUGGGAAAACUUUUUUCACAAAUAAAUCCAGUAUACAUUAAAAAUGACUGUUCAAAUGAUCAAACAGAGCUUGUGAAACAACAGGUAGACACAACACCGAAUGAUUCAAACCAUGUGGGAGGCAGAUUCCUGACUGAAUUUCGCUCCCUCAUUGAAGAAAUUGAACUAUCCACAGAUGAAAAAGAAUUCGAAGCUGGCGUAUCCGAUUUAAACGAUGAAGAUAUAGGUGAUGAAAUGGAAAGUCUAACUGACAAGAAACUAGUUUCUGAUUUCAAUACAAAUGAUAGUAUUCAAAAGCAUCAUAUUUCACAUAUAACAUUGGAAAAUUUACGAUAUCAAGCUCUACGUUAUGACUGUCCACAUUGUAAAUGUUGUGUUGGUAGAUUAUUAGAAGUAUAGUACUUGUCCUUAUAUUUCUAUUCAUCAUUCAAUUUCAAUUGUCAUCAUCCUCCUCCUCAUGUCUUUCAUCAGAAAAACAAAACAAUUUGAUUUCAAUUGUACAGAUCUUAUCUCUUCAAUAUAAUAUUAAUAAUAAGUACCAAUUUUUACUUGUUUUUCACGUGUGUUGUGCCUCCAUUUAAAAAUGGGUCUCUACUUGUAAAACGUGAACAUUUUGUAAAUAUUAUUUAUUGGUUGCGAAUUAUAAAUAAAUCAU